Acaulospora colombiana is the source of this 495-nucleotide messenger RNA. The record is from the annotation of a GenBank genome assembly. NCBI's taxonomy places the organism in Eukaryota, Fungi, Glomeromycota, Glomeromycetes, Diversisporales, Acaulosporaceae.
AUGGAGGCACGUAUCGAAUCGGCCCGUAAAGCCUCGGAAAUUCACAAAAAACGGACAGGAAAAGCCUUACGCAUCACUCCGGAAGACGUUAGAAACGAAGAAAUGUACCAGGAAGUUGAUAACGAAGAACAAGAAAAGUUGGAACAGUUUCAUCGAGAGAGUGACGCGUCAAAGGUUGAAUUGUUGUCACAAACGAUGAGGAUCCUUGAUAAUACGCACGGGCGAUAUUGUUGUGUUUCCCAAAUUUCCGUCGAAACGAUCGCGACUAUUUCCAGUACAAAAGUUUCUCCCGUCAAUUCUCAUUCCUUGACAGAAUUUACCUUUGCAGGUCACGGCUGCAUCUCUUUGAACCGAGAGUUCUCAUGCUUCGAGCAGCAUGUGCCCCAAAAUGUGAUCGGUCGUACCUGGCGAGAUCGACAAGGAUUCGUCUUUAACAGAAAUCCGACCGUUAAGAAUCUCACAAUCCACGAUCCAUCGUCAUCAACUAUCCUAUGA